AAACUCUGAGAGGAGGCGUAAAAAGUACUGCUCUGCUCAGUGUACAUACCAGCAUAUGAAUAGGUGUUGAGCACAGUGCUGAAGCAGAAUUUGGAGGCAGCAGUUCAUGGGAGCAGUGGAUCUUAUUUGACUUUUUUACCUGCGCUUCCUGUGCAGCUGAUCUGCUGUGCAUGCUGGAAAAAAACGCACUGACACUUCUUCGUUUUUUUGGUGUCUGAACCUAAACCCUUCAUAUCCACGCAGUGUCAUUCCAACAGCAGGUGUCAACAUGUUGGAGCAGGUUCUGUCCUUCAGCCGCUCCCUGGUGCGCAGGAAAGUGGUCGACAUGAGCAGCCUGGAGGACUCAAAGCUGUGCCGCUGCCUAGGAACCGUCGACCUCAUCGCCCUAGGAGUUGGCAGCACUCUGGGUGCCGGCGUCUACGUCCUGGCCGGCGAGGUCGCAAAGGGCGACUCAGGCCCCAGCAUAGUCAUCUCCUUCUUAAUUGCCGCCCUAGCCUCGGUCAUGGCCGGCCUGUGCUACGCUGAGUUUGGCGCACGCGUCCCCAAGACCGGCUCUGCUUAUCUUUAUAGCUAUGUGACUGUAGGAGAGAUCUGGGCCUUCAUCACGGGUUGGAACCUCAUUCUCUCCUAUGUAAUUGGUACCUCCUCAGUUGCCAGGGCUUGGAGUGGCACAUUUGAUGAAAUCAUAGGAGGACACAUAGAGGUAUUCUGUAAGACCUACUUCAGAAUGAACUCUCCUGGCUUGGCUCAGUACCCUGACUUCUUUGCCGUCUGCCUGAUACUGCUGCUUUCUGGACUCCUGUCCUUUGGCGUGAAGGAAUCAGCCUGGGUCAAUAAAGUCUUCACGUCAGUCAACGUGCUCGUGCUCUUGUUCGUCAUCAUCUCCGGCUUCGUCAAAGGAGACACACACAACUGGAAGAUAACUGAAGAAUCCCUUAUAAAUGUCACCAUAGUUACAAGGAACUUGACGUUGACGGCCAACGUGAGCAGUGAUUAUGGCGUUGGAGGAUUCAUGCCCUACGGCUUCAGUGGGACCUUAGCGGGGGCUGCCACCUGCUUUUACGCUUUUGUUGGAUUUGACUGUAUUGCGACUACAGGCGAGGAGGUGAAGAACCCUCAGAGAGCCAUUCCCAUCGGCAUCGUGGUGUCACUGACCGUGUGCUUCCUGGCGUACUUUGGCGUGUCUGCCGCACUCACGCUGAUGAUGCCCUACUACCUGCUGGACGAGAAGAGCCCGCUGCCCAUGGCCUUUGAGUAUGUGGGCUGGGGCCCUGCAAAAUACGUGGUCGCUGCAGGUUCACUGUGUGCCCUCUCCACCAGUCUGCUGGGCUCCAUUUUCCCCAUGCCUCGUGUAAUCUAUGCUAUGGCACAGGAUGGGGUGCUUUUCAAAGUCUUAGCCCGAAUCAAUCCUAAGACGAGGACCCCACUUAUUGCCACUAUGACAUCCGGUGUAGUAGCAGCCAUCAUGGCCUUCCUGUUUGACCUAAAAGCGCUGGUGGACAUGAUGUCCAUUGGAACUCUGCUGGCCUACUCGCUGGUUGCUGUGUGUGUUCUGAUUCUGAGGUACCAGCCAGAUGGGGCCCUAGAGCGGCGGGCGGGCACCGGCGAGAGGGACUACCUGUCCUCUGUGGAGGGGGAGUCUGAACUGACCGAGUCGGAGUCCCACCUGAACAUGUUGAAGGGUGGCAGCUCCACCCUGCAGACUGUCCUGCACCCUCCUGCUUCACCUUCUGAGCAUUCCUCCAGUGUGGUCAACAUGUCCGUCUGUGUCCUAGUGCUGGUAGUGUGCGUGGUCAGCUAUCUCACCACGUACCACAUCUACUCCAUCCUUGGUAUGGAGGUGUGGAUCCUGGCAUCGCUGUCCGCGUGUCUCCUUGUCUUCAGCGGCUGCGUCUUCAUGGUCUGCCGACAGCCUCAGACCAGCACCAAGGUCUCCUUCAUGGUUCCCCUUCUGCCCUUUCUGCCCAUUCUGAGCAUAUUCGUCAAUAUUUACCUCAUGGUUCAGCUGAGUGGAGAUACCUGGAUACGCUUCUCCGUGUGGAUGGCUGUGGGCUUCCUGAUCUACUUUGGCUACGGCAUGUGGCACAGUGUGGAGCGCCAGCGGGAACUCCAGGGUCCUUCGACCAGCAGCAGCACCCAGAAACACGACAAGACAGGCGGGGAGAAGCCGGUCGGUGUGGGCGCAGUGGGGAAAGACCGGGACAGUUUGAUUUGUCCAGAAAAGACCAGCCGGUGUUAAGAGCGAAAGACGCAGUGAGGCGACAGAUGCAUAAAAGCACCCAGCAGCUCUGCCUUGAUGCACCUGUUCACACAGCUCCGCCACGUGUGCGUCAGUCACAAACACACUCUGCCCGCAAAGGCAGCGUCAGGACUCUGAAUCAGCGGCCACACGAUAGGGAGCCGCUCCGUCACGGUGACGGAUCCACAUCCUGUUAGGUCCCAUUGCGCUUUAAGGACAGCAUGGAGGCAGAAUUGAAAGGACAGGUAACACACUGGAGGCUGAUGUUCAUUUUUCUUUUGCAGCCAAUACAAGACUGCAGCAAUACCUCGCUCUUUCAUUAUGGACGUUUUUAUUGCAUGACACACAUUUAGUCUUUUCUGUUAAUUGUUGCAUUUUUAAGCAAAAAAAAAAAAAGAAAAGUAGUCUUGGAAAUCUGUGUUAUCCAUUCAACAGUAUUAUGAGAUUUAAUUGCACCAAUUGCUAUUAAGAGCCAUUUUCUUUGACAGAAGUGUAGGAUGCUGAAAGAGAACCAACCAUUAGUUGAAGACAUGCUGUCAAUCAUAAAUCAUAUUUUGUGCCGAAUUGGUUUAUUUGCAAAUUGCGAUUAUAUGUAUAAAAACAUCCUAAAGACGCCGCCACUUUUAGACCAAUGUACAACAUUUCAAAUAGUUUUCUCGGCACUUGUGUUACAACUCUAAUAGAAGUAGGUCGUAAGUGCUGGGGGGGGUGUUAUGUAACAGUUCAUAUCAAUCUUUGCUGUACUUAUUGAGGUAGCUGUAGCUGUGGUGGUGGCUUUAUCCAGGACAGGGUUACUUUUUUUUUGGUUUUGGGUGUGUUUUUAUCUAUGAACUGCUACAAUCUGAUUAUGAAGAUUGUUAUUUGAUACGGAACUUUACUCCAAAUGUAUUUUUAGUAGUAGUACUAUUCUAUUUUGUCU
Etheostoma spectabile (orangethroat darter) is the source of this 3158-nucleotide messenger RNA. It is a transcript of the gene slc7a2, whose product is annotated as solute carrier family 7 member 2. The record is from RefSeq and is a predicted model, not a curated record. NCBI's taxonomy places the organism in Eukaryota, Metazoa, Chordata, Actinopteri, Perciformes, Percidae. The transcript is spliced from 12 exons. Gene Ontology annotation, cellular component: plasma membrane. Bases 269 to 2239 code for a protein of 656 amino acids. Gene Ontology annotation, molecular function: L-lysine transmembrane transporter activity; L-ornithine transmembrane transporter activity; L-arginine transmembrane transporter activity. Gene Ontology annotation, biological process: L-ornithine transmembrane transport; L-arginine import across plasma membrane.